GAAAUUAGGACAGAAUCCGGGGCAGCAGGGUAAUCUACAGGGAACGGAAAGCAAGUGGGACUUCGGUGCAUUUCCGGCUGAAACUCAGCAAUGCCUAGAACGGGGGUGGCACAGAGGCAGGUCAGCAGAGUGCUUUAGGUACCCAGUAGGGACACUUUCAGAGCUCCCACGGCCGACUUUGCUGCCUGGAAUCAACAGACUGGAAGUUGCCUGCCAACCCGAACAAUGUGUUUCCCUCCCCUGCAGAGCGUUCUCUCUCCCUUGGCGGCCCCCUGGGGAACGAAGGAGCCAGGAGUUGUUGGGAGCAGGCUUUCACUCCUCGAUGGGGGGACCUGGGGGGCGGAGGCAGAGCCUGGGCCAAGGUCCACGGUGGCCACGCCCCGCGGGAGCCUGGAUGCUCAGCGCCUCCCCACGCGCGCUCUCCUGGUUCCUGUGCACCCUCGAGGCUCCUUACAGCAGCCUGCGCUCCGAGCUCAGCCGCGAAGAGGCCAUGGCCAAGUCCAGGGGCCGGCUGUACCUCUGCAUGUGCUUGGCUGCAGCGCUGGCCUCUUUCCUGGCAGGAUUCAUGGCUGGUUUAUUAAGCCUCUCAAAGAAACAACUACUACCCUGCGCUAUCAUCAAAGUGUGCGGUGGAACCUGAUAUCUGAGAUGAAAGCUGAGAAUAUUAGGUCAUUUCUUCGUUCGUUUACAAAGCUCCCUCAUCUGGCUGGAACAGAACAAAAUUUGCUGCUUGCCAAGAAAAUCCAAACCCAGUGGAAGAAAUUUGGACUGGACUCUGCCAAGUUGGUUCAUUAUGAUGUUCUCCUGUCUUACCCUAAUGAGACAAAUGCCAAUUAUAUAUCAAUUGUGGAUGAACAUGGCAUUGAGAUUUUUAAAACAUCAUACCUUGAGCCGCCACCAGAUGGAUAUGAGAAUGUUACAGAUAUUGUACCGCCAUAUAAUGCUUUCUCAGCCCAAGGCACACCAGAGGGAGAUCUUGUAUAUGUAAACUACGCUCGUACUGAAGAUUUUUUCAAACUAGAAAGAGAAAUGGGCAUCAACUGCACGGGAAAGAUUGUUAUUGCCAGAUAUGGGAAGAUCUUCAGAGGAAAUAAAGUUAACAAUGCCAUGUCGGCAGGAGCCAUAGGCAUCAUCUUGUACUCAGAUCCAGCUGACUACUCUGCCCCUGAGGUACAGCCGUAUCCCAAAGGAUGGAACCUUCCUGGAACUGCAGCCCAGAGAGGGAAUGUGUUAAAUUUGAAUGGCGCUGGUGACCCGCUCACUCCUGGCUACCCAGCUAAAGAGUACACCUUUAGAUUGGAUGUUGAAGAAGGAGUGGGAAUACCCAAAAUCCCUGUACAUCCCAUUGGAUAUAAUGAUGCAGAAAUAUUAUUACGCCAUAUGGGAGGAACCGCUUCACCAGAUGACAGCUGGAAAGGAAGUCUUAAUGUGGAUUACAAUGUCGGGCCAGGCUUCACAGGGCGCGCUUCUUUCAGGAAGGUUAAAAUGCAUGUUCAUAAUAACAAUAAAAUUACAAGGAUUUACAACGUAAUCGGAACUAUCAGAGGAUCUGUGGAACCCGACAGGUAUGUUAUUCUGGGAGGUCAUCGGGAUUCCUGGGUGUUUGGAGGUAUUGACCCAACCACUGGCACUGCUUCUUUACAAGAAAUUGCUCAGAGUUUUGGAAAACUGAUGAGUAGAGGAUGGAGACCCCGGAGAACUAUCAUUUUCGCCAGCUGGGAUGCAGAAGAAUUUGGACUUCUGGGAUCCACAGAAUGGGCUGAGGAGAAUGCAAAAAUACUCCAGGAGAGAAGCAUCGCUUAUGUCAACUCAGAUUCAUCAAUUGAAGGCAAUUAUACUCUCAGAGUUGACUGUACACCCCUUCUUUACCAAUUGGUGUAUAAACUGACAAAAGAGAUCUCCAGCCCCGAUGACGGUUUUCAGGGUAAAUCUCUUUAUGAAAGCUGGUUGGAAAAAGACCCUUCCUCUGAAAAUACAGACCUUCCUAGAAUCAACAAGCUGGGAUCUGGAAGCGAUUUUGAAGCUUAUUUUCAGAGACUUGGCAUUGCGUCAGGCAGAGCCCGUUACACUAAGAAUAGGAAAACAGAUAAGUACAGCAGCUACCCGGUAUACCAUACAAUUUAUGAGACGUUUGAAUUGGUAGAAAAUUUUUAUGACCCUACGUUUAAAAAACAGCUCUCUGUGGCUCAAUUACGAGGCGCACUGGUUUAUGAGCUUGCAGACUCUCAAAUCAUUCCUUUCAAUAUUCAAGACUAUGCAAAAGCUUUGAAAAACUAUGCAACAAGUAUCUACAAUUUAUCCAAGAAACACGACCAACAAUUGAAAGACCAUGGAGUAUCAUUUGACGCCUUAUUUUCUGCUGUACAAAACUUCUCAGAGGCUGCUUCAGAUUUCCACAGAAGACUUACAGAAGUGGAUCUUAACAAUCCCAUGGCAGUGAGAAUUGUGAAUGACCAGCUGAUGCUCCUGGAAAGAGCAUUCAUCGAUCCCCUUGGUUUACCUGGGAGGAAGUUCUACAGGCACAUCAUCUUUGCUCCAAGUAGGCACAACAAAUAUGCUGGAGAAUCAUUUCCUGGGAUCUAUGAUGCUAUGUUUGAUAUUGAAAAUAAAGCAGACCCACGUUCAGCCUGGACAGAAGUAAAGAAACACAUUUCUACUGCAGCCUUUACAAUUCAAGCAGCAGCAGAAACACUGAAAGAAGUGGUAUAGUAAGGUCAGCCAAGUGGCCAUCCAUUAAAAGUAUUACUGGAAGUCUGAGGAUAAAAUCCGUGUUUCAUCUUUCUUUUCAUGUCAUAUUUGAUUUUAGACUUCCACCUUGUUCAUCUGCAAAGUGUGUUCAGGUUCUUUAAAAAUGCAUAACUUCAUCAUGUGUGUUAUUAACAAAAUAAAACAAAAAACUCCAUCCCUGCGGCAGAAAGAGACAAAAUAAUUGAAUAUUCCUUAAAAUAAAAAAUGGCAUGGAACUUGAACUCUCAGACAGUCUGGUAGAAAUUUAAAAUGGUAUAACCACUUUCGAAAAACAAUUUUGUCAGUUUCUUAUAAGUUAAACAUAUACUUACUUACUUUAUGACUCUAAAAUUCCACUUCUAGGUAUUUACUAAAGAGAAAAAUCAAAUAUACUUUAAAUAGCUUCACCUCUACUGAAUAAUAAAUGUGAUAGGUAAAAAAAAAAAAUCGUUGCCACAAAUCUUUUGCCUCCUCUAAAUAAAACUAUAUCAGCACCAGUAAACUUUUAUGCAGGGACUACUGACCCAGAAUUAUGGGUAAAUUGACUAAAGCUUCAACAAGCUUGGAUGUUCAAUUAGCCCACGGGUGGGCAAACUUUUAGACUCAAGGGCCACAAUGGGUUCUUAAACUGGACCGGAGGGCCGGAACAAAAGCAUGGAUGGAGUGUGUGAACU
Molecule: messenger RNA, 3401 nt
Organism: Myotis brandtii (Brandt's bat)
Lineage: Eukaryota; Metazoa; Chordata; Mammalia; Chiroptera; Vespertilionidae
Gene: NAALAD2
Product: N-acetylated alpha-linked acidic dipeptidase 2
Exons: 19
Coding region: 226-2709 (827 amino acids)
Molecular function (GO): carboxypeptidase activity
Source: RefSeq, a predicted model, not a curated record